This is a messenger RNA of Caenorhabditis angaria, 2091 nucleotides long. The record is from the annotation of a GenBank genome assembly. NCBI's taxonomy places the organism in Eukaryota, Metazoa, Nematoda, Chromadorea, Rhabditida, Rhabditidae.
AUGAACACAACAACACAAAAAACGUCAUGCAAUUUAAAGUUAGUUCUUAAUCACUUUGAUGACAAUAAUAUAAUGGAACGAUUGUUUUUUUUUCAGUUUCGAUUCCGCAUCUCUUAUUAAAAAUCGACUAUCUGAUGAUCUCCUUUCACAAGUCGCUGCUUGCGGAUCCUUGAGAUCAUCGUCUUGUCGUUCUGCAGUUUGGCGAUUAUUACUCAGAUGUUUGCCAUAUGAAACAGCCGAUUGGGAAACAACAUUAUCACGAAGCCGGAAUGAAUACCGAAACUUGAAAAAAAAGAAUUUGAUCGAUCCCAGAGAUGAAAAGUUUUCACAAGAUCCACAAUUCAAUAAUCCCUUGGCACCAAUAGAACAUGUUUGUGUUAUGAAAAUUUAUCUAUUUUUAAAAAUUAUAUUUUUUUUCAGAAUCCAUGGACCGCGUUUUUCGAAGACAAUGAACUCCGGGAUAUAAUCGGAAAAGAUGUAUCAAGAACAUUUCCCGAAAUCGAAUUUUUCCAAUCAGAUUUUAUCCAUAAAAUAAUGUCAGAUAUAUUGUUAGUCUAUGCCAAAGAAAAUCCAUUCAUCAAUUAUCGACAAGGAAUGCAUGAAAUAUUAGCUCCAUUGAUUUUUGUGAUUUUUUCCGACGUAGAAGCUCAUGAACAUGCAAAAGAAAACGAUGAAUUGAAAACAUUGACGCUACAAGAAGAAGAUUUAUUGAACUGUUUAUUUGACAAACAAUUCAUUGAAAAUGAUAGCUAGUGAGUUAUUUAUUUUUAAGUUUCGAGGAAUAAAAAUAACACUUUUCAGCAUUUUAUUCUCUGCAUUCAUGCUUGAAGUUGCAAAAUGGUAUGAAGAUACUACAUCAAACAAUGACGAUGAAAUAGCAAAACCUAGGAAAGAACCUUUUAUGAGAGUUCAGGAUUCAACUGGAACAACCAGAUUAAUGGAAGAUUUAUUGGAUGUUGGUCAGCUUUUACAAGAAAUCGAUCCAACUCUUGCGAAGCAUUUGAACUCCUUGGAUAUUCCUCCACAAUUAUAUGGAAUGUAGGUUUAUUCUCUGAGCCUUACCGUAUCUUUUUAACGGUAUACUUUUCUGGACUGAACAUUUAGAAAUAGUAACCCUUUUCAUUCUAUUUUUCAAGUCGUUGGCUACGUUUGUUAUUUGGUCGAGAAUUACCAUUGCACGAUUUGCUGUUUCUUUGGGAUGUUCUAUUAAUUGAUCGACCGAUUGGACCAUUAGUAAAAUGUGUAUUUGUCUCUCUAUUAGUUCAAAUCCGUCAUCUUUGUAUGUGAUUGAUUACCUAGUAAUAUUUAUAUUUCAAUUGUUAUUUUCAGUAUUAUCAUCUGAUUAUGGUGGUUGCUUACAAUAUUUGAUGAGAUAUCCACCGAUUGCUGAUAUUGAUUCAUUUGUAAAAUUAGCUAGGCAUUAUCGAAAUCCAAAAAAGAACGCGAAACCAAAUAUCAAAUCGAACAAUUUCACUCAUAUCACUGUUACGGGACAAAGUCAUCCAAAUCAAGCGCGUUCAAGUCGACCAACUUCAAAACCAACUUCUUCUUCAAAACAUCAAGAUCCAUCUAUUUUGACUAGACUGGAACAAGUGAAAAAUACAAUUCGUGAUCGAUCAAACACCGUGUCUGUUCCGAAUUCCCCAAGAAAAGAGGCAAAAUCAUCAGAUAAUUGGAGUCGAGAAGUGCAAUUAAUGGAAGAACAAGUAUCAUGUCUGCAAUUGAAAUUGAAUGAAAAAGAUUUAGUAUGUUCUCAAGUUGCAACAGCUAUUGGUUAGUUUUUUGUUUUGAAAAAUUUCUUCAAAAAUCAAUACAUUUUCAGAACAAGUGGCUGACAAUGUUCGUGAAGCUCGUAGUGUUGAACAAUGUGAAAGACUUGCUGCCAAACUUAUCGAUUUGAGCAAAAUUCUCAGAUCCAAGAAAAAUCCCGAAUCUUUAACCAAUAAUCGCAAUAACCAAAGUCAUCAACUCAGACCAAGAGUAAGCCUUUCCCCAUUUUCCCAACAAAAAAUCUUAAUUUUUCAGUCCCGUGACCAAAUAAGCCAUAACAAUGAGAUGGUUGAUCUAACAAGACGUCAUCCAAAAAUGUAA